AUGGGAAAUUCAUGUUGCCUCGGUCGUUACAACGAGUACCGCGCAAAACUGUCGGAGAUUGAAUCGCACGUGAUCGACAACAUAUCCUCGUACGGCCCGAUCUCAGACUUGCUGGGUUUGGAGGAGUCUGAGUGCGACAUCGAGCGAUUCGACCUUGCUUUCGAGAAUGGGGAUAUCAAUGAGUUCGUAGCUCUGUGCGGGUCGACGCAGCCGAUAGACAAGUUUGAAGGCCGGUUGCAUCCAUGGGCUGCGAACCCUACCACUAUUGGCGCCCUGGCGGCCACGCAAUUGGCGAUAUUCGCAAGCCUAGAGCAGCAUCCUGAGUUCAAGGAUGCCAUCCGUGAGGCGUCAGGCAUCCCAAUUUUAGUUGAGAUGCUGCGGAGCAAUGAGGUGGACCGUUUCCACGUCGCUGUCGUCGCUCUUUCGUUUUUGUCGGCUGGGAACAUCGAUAACUGUGUUGAGAUGUUCAACGCCGGAGCACUGAAAGAUCUGAUCCAAGGCAUGAAAUCCGAUAUCGACGGAGUGCGCGCGGCGUGCGCGCAGAUAUGCCGCAACAUCUACCAGUUAGGUUGGUCGUGCCAGGUGUUUGUAAAGCUAGGAGGUUUGGUGAAUUUGGUGAGAUUUUUGUCUCCGUGCGACGACACGGAUGAGGAGCUGUGCCUCACCCAACUGGAGGCCAUUUACCACAUCGAGGACUUCAUCAUGGACGGAGUCGAGGAGCUACCUGAGUUCGUCUCUAUCGUAAAAGUCUCUGGCGCCAGGGAGAAACUCAAAUUACUUGAGAAAAGCAGUAACAAGGAGUUGAGCAUGGCCGCCAAAAGUGUACGUGUCCGUCUUGCUGAUUAG
Babesia bigemina is the source of this 846-nucleotide messenger RNA. RefSeq lists its product as hypothetical. Lineage: Eukaryota; Apicomplexa; Aconoidasida; Piroplasmida; Babesiidae. Bases 1 to 846 code for a protein of 281 amino acids. The transcript is spliced from 9 exons. The record is from RefSeq and is a predicted model, not a curated record.